GAGAGUGUCAUGCGCAGUAAAGUCCAUGAUGGCAGUAUGGAGAGUGAAGGUUAACCUUAGAUAAAACAUUUGUAUCGUUAAAUCAGUUAAAAUUCUUAUUUAAGUGGACUUAAGUGGGUUUGACAGCAUCGUAUAAAGACGGAGACUCAAAUAGAGACUCGGUCAUGGCCGGUCUGUCGAACUACGCCCUGAGGAUGGCCCGGCUGAGCGCUCAGAUCUUCGGGGAGGUUGUUCGUCCCACAGACUCUAAGUCUAUGAAGGUGGUGAAGUUGUUCUCAGAGCCCCCCAUGGCCCAGAGGAAGGAGGUCUACAACUGGUACCCCCAGCACAAAAUCUACUACGCCAUGACGCAGAAACUACGCUUCAUGGGACUGUUCAGAGACGAGCACGAGGACUUCAAGGAGGAGAUGCGCCGUCUGAGGAAACUGAGAGGAAAAGGGAAACCGAAGAAAGGAGAAGGGAAGAGAGCGACCAAGAAAAAAUGAGCUGCUGCUUCUUCUUCACUACAUGACUUUGUUUGUUUUUUUCUUUAUGGAGACAGAGAUCUUGUGAUGAUGGACAGAGAGAGAGAGAGAGAGAGAACAUCGAUCCUGGAUGUAGACCGUCCAGCUCAUUGGAGUGACAUUAUUCUGUCUCAACUGCUCACUGAACGUUCUUACUUGUUUUUGUUUUGAGGUAAACUCAUCUGUUGUUGCUCAUAGCUGAAGAUAAAGAUAAAAAUGGUGAAACUAAAUUUUGUGACAAAUCUACGGUAAUAUGUGCCACCUACAAGCUGAUUAAAUCAUCAUGGAUUCAUCCUGAGUUUUACUUUUGCAGUUUAUCUAUACGUUUUCUGGGUUUGUCUUAAGAUCCCAGAGAUGCCAGAUUAAAAUCACAGCCCUCCACCCCAAAAAGAAAGGAGGAAAGAAAAGAAACAUCCACCCUUAAAUUAAAGGCUAUGUCACUCAUGUCAUUUUGGUAGAAAACAUGUUUUAUGUUUUGAAAUAAAAAAUGUGUUUGAGGAAA
Messenger RNA from Cheilinus undulatus (humphead wrasse), 1005 nucleotides. RefSeq names its product mitochondrial ribosomal protein S33 (gene mrps33). The record is from RefSeq and is a predicted model, not a curated record. The transcript is spliced from 3 exons. Lineage: Eukaryota; Metazoa; Chordata; Actinopteri; Labriformes; Labridae. Gene Ontology annotation, cellular component: mitochondrion. Bases 165 to 485 code for a protein of 106 amino acids.